CAAGUGGGCGGGUUUGUUUUGCUUGACCGAAUGUUUUGUUUUUCUGCUCAGAUGGGGUUGCCAGGCUAAGCACGAAGCUGCGACGGUAACCGGUUUCACAGUGACCUUGUAACAGCCUACUGGAAGAUAAAGCCAUGGGGAAUACGAGCAGUGAGAGGGCUGCGAUGGGCCAUGGGGAGAAGGCUCAGCGGAGGGACAGCCGAGGUACAAAAGAGGGAGAGAGGCCAAAAAUCCUGAUGGAUAGCCCGGAGGAUGCAGAUAUUUUUCAUGGAGAAGACUUGAAGGCUCCGUUAGAGAAAGAGGAGUUCCUCGCGUGGCAGCAGGACCUGGAAGCAGAAGACAAAGGGCCAACUCUAGAUCGACCGACAGUGUUUCGCUGGACUGGUGACGGAAAGGAGGUCUACCUCUCUGGAUCCUUCAACAACUGGGCCAACAAGAUUCCUCUCAUUAGAAGUCAGAACACCUUCGUGGCAAUCGUUGAUCUACCCGAAGGGGAGCAUCAGUACAAGUUUUAUGUGGACGGCCAGUGGACCCACGACCCAGCAGAGCCUGUUGUAACCAGCCAGCUAGGCACAGUCAACAAUGUCAUCCAGGUGAAGAAAACAGACUUUGAAGUGUUUGAUGCUCUAAUGGUGGACUCGCAGAAAUGCUCCGACAUGUCAGACCUAUCCAGCUCACCUCCUGGUCCCUAUCACCAGGACGCGUAUGUUCCUAAACAGGAAGAGAAGAUUAAGUCUCCACCCAUACUCCCGCCUCACCUCCUGCAGGUCAUCCUCAACAAAGACACUGGCAUUUCCUGUGACCCUGCGCUACUCCCAGAACCCAACCAUGUCAUGCUCAAUCACCUCUAUGCUCUUUCUAUUAAGGAUGGAGUGAUGGUGCUCAGUGCGACACAUCGCUACAAGAAGAAGUACGUCACCACCCUGCUGUAUAAGCCCAUCUGAUUGAAGACUCUCUUUUUAAUAACAACCCAGUGUAUUACCGGUGCACGGAAUGUACAAAAUAUAAGCUCCGCAAGUUUAUUUAUUUUUUUCUCCCACAUAAAAAAGAGACACGGUGUGAAAUGUGAAGAAGCAGCUCUGAACCAGGUGGAGGAAACGGAUAAAAUAAGGAAUUAAGUAUUCAGGUAUAAUAAUAUGGAAUGAUAAUAUUGGAAAGCAAAAAAGUAAUGAUUAAGUCAAGACAAGGAAUGUAUAGGAAAUAGGAACAGAUCAAUCAUUUGAAAAGAUUCCUGUAUACAUCUUCUUCAAGAGGUCAUUUAUAUGUUGACUUUAAAUUAUUUAAUACAGUCUGGAAGGACAAAGGCCACCAUAUCAAUUCAUCUGAAGCUUGAAAGGCUAAAAGCUCAGAGGUUAUAUAUUGUACACUCCUUUUAUAUCCAGUUAUUUUAUACAUCUGUUUAGGAUGGUACAUGUCAUCCCACCAAUCCUUCCUAAGCUGCCUUUAUCUGUUCACUGACCGCCCUUUAUCGUUCUCUACAGCAGUAGAAUACACAGGCAAUAAUGACUGACGUGUUUGUAAUAAACCCAAGUGGAAGGAAUCGUGGUGAUCGCUAAUGCUGGGAAAACCUGACCUCAGAUAAACAAGGCUGCUGUCGUCUUUCCCACUGUUGAGAAGGUUCUGUUGGGAAUGUGAUUCAAGGUCAGAGAGAAAAGAAAAAUGCACUGCAGUAGCUCUCCACUGUUUGUCUUUUGCUGUUUAUGUUGAACGUGACGACAUAUCUCGAUAGUGAUAAUCACACAGCGCACAUCUUCCUCGAAGUGUUAAUAAUAUCUAAUAUAUCUUUUUCUACACUGAUUAACAACGUGGUUUGUUUUGUUGACGCAUGUUGUCCUUUAAAAAGAAGUUGAGGCGUUGUGGCCGCGACCAUUCCAGUCAAAACUUGAGGCAAAGAAAAACGCCUCGUAGCAGAUAUUUUACUUUGUAGGAUGCGAACACUCUCAGCAUGACGAGGUUUCAGAAGCAUAAUGAAUAUAUUUUUGAACAUUUAUGCAGGUUUAGAUGUACUGUUGCACAAAUAUGUUUCUUCUUUCUUUUACACAAUGUGAAUGCAUUCAGUUAGGAGAUAGCUGAUGCCUGCUGGCUUUACUUUAAGAUGGCAUCAUUCGUUUGUGCCAUACACCACUGCUGACUGUCACGAUUAGGUUUUAUAUCAUUGGAAUCAUAUUGUAAAUAUGAAUCAGUGCACUUUUAUUAAUAGUAUACACAACAAGUGGGUCUUUUUAUACGUUUCUACAGUAGCCUACAAUGGACAAACUAAACACUGACUACGUAACAUGGACCAUAUUUCUUCAGCACGACUGAAAUCAUUCUGAUGAGUGAUUCCUAUUAUAGAUAGAUAUAUGCGUUCACAUGCCCUUUACAACACUUUUUUUUUGACAUGGGCAAUGUGGUUCUGCCUACUGCGGAGCAGAAAUAUAGAGAUAUAAGAAAAGAAGAAGUUUUCUUCUACCUUUAUCGUUGAUACAGAAUUCUUUCAAGUGUUUGCAUGUUUAAUGGUUCAGUGGAAUAUCAGAGGUUCACACCACCCCUCUCAAUCCAGUUCUCAAAUCCUUUCCAAGUGGGCCGGAUCAGGCCACACUGUUACAUGAGGCAUUUUGGGCUUAUAUUCUGAUUAUUACUGAAAUACUAAUGUCCACCUUAAUGGAAAAAGCCAGUGACUCUAGAGAACGCCUUUUGGGUAUUCCGCACCCAUGGAAAGACCUGUGGCGUCAUAGCUAGAUGCCAGUAAAUCCUCCACACUGGACAUUUAAACAGGAAACACUUGCAAGUAACAACACUGAUAAGAGGACCAGCAUAGGAUCGUGUGGCACACUCAGUACUGUUCACGGGUUUCUUGUGAUGGUAAGUUGGGACUGUUAAUGGUCAGUGUACGUUUCAUGAAGUCUGAAGGACUGCAAUGUUGUAGUUUUUUCUUAUGUUGUUUUUUUUCCUUGAACUUGAAUCAGCAUCAAUGUAAUGAUAGUAUCUUGGUAAGACUGUGAGAGAUUUUAUUUUCAUUUGUUUGUGUUAGCUCUGCUGCUGUCUAGUAGCCUACAUGCUAAGGAUCUAUAAUGUGAAGAUGCUAGACGUUCAAACACAUUUCAUUAUCACUAGAUAUGUUGUUGACCUGUUGAAGCACACUUUCUGUUCUGAGAUAUAUUUCUAUUAAACUUUAAGUUACAAA
Mugil cephalus (flathead mullet) is the source of this 3166-nucleotide messenger RNA. RefSeq names its product protein kinase, AMP-activated, beta 1 non-catalytic subunit, a (gene prkab1a). The transcript has 8 exons. Gene Ontology annotation, molecular function: protein kinase binding. Bases 135 to 944 code for a protein of 269 amino acids. Gene Ontology annotation, cellular component: cytoplasm; nucleus; nucleotide-activated protein kinase complex. Lineage: Eukaryota; Metazoa; Chordata; Actinopteri; Mugiliformes; Mugilidae. The record is from RefSeq and is a predicted model, not a curated record. Gene Ontology annotation, biological process: signal transduction.